UAGCCAUAUAGCGUUGCAUUCCCUCUGUUUGAAACAAAUACAGAGCAAUGGAGGAUUCGGGAUCAAUUCUUUCUCACAUUUCAUCUCUAAAGGACAUGCUGGAUCAGGUUAACGAAGAAAUUGAGGCUACUAUACAGAUCACGCGAGAGAUAGAAUCCGGGAUCGUGAAAUGUGAGGAAAUUGAGAGCGGUUUGGCGGGAAGAGAAGCGGAAAUGAUGAAAACGGUUUACAUGUUGCAGUUCGAGAUUGUUGGAUAUGUCACCGUCGCUGACCAGUUGAAGGCCUCUGUAAGUUCUUUGGAGAAAGAGAUAUGUUGUCUUAAAAUGAAGCGGGCCGAAAUUGUUAAAAGAAUGACUGAAAAGAGGGAAAAUUUUACGACCAUGUGCCUAGAAUUUCAGGCUGACAUUGAUGGCAGAAAAAAUUGUGAAGCAAGGACAUUGUUGUCAGAGAGAGAUUCCCUUGAAAAUGAAAUUCAACUUAUGGAACAAAAACACAAUGUUCUAAAAAAUUCAGUAUUGGCAUUUGUGGAGGAAAUUCUCGAAGAUCUUAAUAAUUCCAACUCAGAGUGGGAGCUUUCCAGGCAACAAGCUUCUUGCAAUGAUGCAGCUUUUCGUGCUUGGAUACAGUUGGCGCCUGGAUAUAAUGUUGUCAUGAAUGUGUCCAGAGGCGGAGGUCAAACUUCAGACUCCCGAGACUUCAUUUCAUGCCUUUUUAAAUUUGGGCAAGAGACAAUGAUGUGAAUGGUCGGCCUCGGUCAUGUUGGUUUUGGACUAUAAAAAUAUAUACAUGGCUUCAAUCUGUACGGUGGUUGCAAGAAAAAGGGAUAAGAAUACAAAGAUGCCAUAUUUGUCAAUUCCAUCGCAAAUCAUUGUAAAGUCAUCACACGGCAGCCCUACAAGCUAAGAAUGCAGAAGUGGUUGCUUCAAAAGCGAAGCCUGGAACCCAAAAGAAGGAAAACAACAUGAAGCUCCCUCAUAGCCAAGUGAAGUAAAUAUAAUAACAACCACCACCAACAACAAUGAGUUUUGUUUCUCUAUUUUUUUUAAAAAAUGAAAAUAAGUAAUUAAGUAUAGAAAGUUCCAAAAAUUAGUCUUGUCCUUGUCUAAGUAUACUUAUUAACUAUUUUAUAUAGAUUAAAAAGAUUAGUUCAAAGUAACUAAGUGCCAAAAAAUCUAUAAUUUUUAAAAAUUAAUCAAAAUGAGUUGAGAAAGGUUAU
This is a messenger RNA of Prosopis cineraria, 1216 nucleotides long. RefSeq lists its product as uncharacterized. The record is from RefSeq and is a predicted model, not a curated record. The coding region runs from base 48 to 740 and encodes 230 amino acids. Lineage: Eukaryota; Viridiplantae; Streptophyta; Magnoliopsida; Fabales; Fabaceae. The transcript has 6 exons.